GGUUGACGAGGAUUUGCUUAAUCCGUUCCAUGGUGUACAACUAAUACUAAUCUUGCGGUUUGGUGCGUUUGCAUCUUCAGCUAGAUUUACUUGGCACUCCCAGACAUCCCCAGUAUCCACGGUAGUACCUCUCAGCGUACGUCGUUGAGAUUUCGGGGCCCCAAUGUAAACUGACACUCUGUUGACAAUAAUUUACCAACAACUUAAAUUUAAGUACGUUUGAUCUACAAUUAUUGUGAGUGAGGUGUGGUGCCUGUUCGAAGCAGAUGAUGAGAAUCCGACUAUUGAGUAUCCAAACGACUCCUGAUCUAAGUGCUGGAAUCUUUACAAAUUUUUCGCACGAGCCUACGUGGAGGUGGUAUUUUGCAAUUACUCCUUUCGAAGCAUUCUUUUUGGGAAUUAUCCUCACUCAGUUUGCAGUUCUAAACUUAUUGGGAAUUUUUCCAUUGAACCUGACUGCUCUGGUUGGGGGUAUGCCAAAUGGACGAAAGAAACGCGACACUUUUCAUGUAUCACAGCGGAAACGAGAUAUUGCAAGUCAACUCUUGAAGCUCAUGAAAAAACUGGAUCAGGAUGAAUGUAGUUUCAAAGCAAUUUGCCAACUGGAAUCCUUCACAAAGUUUCCGUCUUUAAAUAAUGUUGUCAACCUGCCCCCAAGCAUCACAUCAGUUCUUACUGGAUUGAAACAAGUUACAAAGAAACGAGAAAGGGGGGAAUUAUUGUUCACAUCUGAAACUGGAGACCUUGCAGAUUUCGAGAGUUUGCAAAAUUUAGAGCUUCCAGGCAUCGACAAAAGCGAUGACGAUGUGAUUGCUCUGUACGAAACUGCGGUUAGAAUUGGGGGCAGCAGCGAGUUGGGCGUUGAAGGAGGAAUGUUGAAUGCUACCUCUCCUUGUGAAAAACGCUAUCAUCGAUGUCCUAUUACUGGAGACGACACUUUGGGAUACGUGUCAAUGAUGAAUAAUAUUGACGAUCUUUUGGAAUUUUAUUAGAAUUAUAUUCUGACUAAAGUUAAUUUGAGACAUAAUAGUUAUUUGUGAAUAUAAUUUACAAUUUGUAAAAUGUAUGUAAC
Molecule: messenger RNA, 1072 nt
Organism: Folsomia candida
Lineage: Eukaryota; Metazoa; Arthropoda; Collembola; Entomobryomorpha; Isotomidae
Exons: 6
Coding region: 267-992 (241 amino acids)
Source: RefSeq, a predicted model, not a curated record